GUCUCGCAUCCGCUGGAUCCGCUGACGGCGGAUGAGAUAGCCGAGGCGUCCGCCAUUCUGAAGGAGCAACGCCAGUUGGGCGCGCGGACCCGGUUCGAGACCGUCGUGCUGCGGGAGCCGGAUAAGAACGUGACGCUCGGGUUCCGGCCGGGUGAUCCGAUACGGCGCGACGCUUUCCUGGUGGUGCUGGACAACGACGCCGCGGCCACUUGGGAGGCGGUGGUAUCGCUUGAUGACCGCCGCGUGGUUUCGUGGGAGCACAUCCCCGGCGUGCAGCCUCGGGUGAUGUUCGACGAGUUCAUGGAGUGCGAGGCUGCGGUCAGAGCGGAUUCGAGGUUCCGGGCGGCCAUCAAGAAGCGAGGUAUCACCGACCCCAACCUGGUGAUGGUGGACCCGUGGUCGGCGGGCAACUACGGUUACGAGGACGAGGAAGGCCGCCGGCUGGUGCUGUGCCGCAACUUCGCCCGGUCCAGCCCCACGGACAACGGCUACGCCCGCCCCAUCGAGGGGGUCACUGCCGUGGUGGACCUGAACAGCAUGGAGGUGGUGCGGGUUGACGACUACGGAUUUGUGCCGCUGCCGCCCGAGCCCGGCAACUACGGCGCGGAGUUCGUCGACAAAUUCCGCGAGGACCUGAAACCGCUGGAAAUCACGCAGCCCGACGGGCCGAGUUUCAGGGUCGACGGCUGGAGCGUAGCUUGGCAGAAGUGGCAUUUGCGUGUUGGGUUCACGCCACGAGAGGGACUGGUGAUCCACACCGUGGGGUACGAGGACCAAGGCCGGAUCCGGUCCAUUCUGUACCGGGCGGCAUUGUCCGACAUGGUGGUGCCGUAUGGCGAACCCGGCAAGGACCACUAUCGCAAGAACGCCUUCGAUGCCGGCGAGUAUGGCAUCGGUUCCCUGACCAACUCGCUGACCCUGGGAUGCGACUGCCUCGGAGAUAUCUACUACUUCGACGCGGCGCUGAACGAUGGCAACGGGCAGCCGUUCACCAUUCCCAACGCGGUGUGCAUGCACGAGGAGGACUAUGGCAUCCUGUGGAAGCACACCGACUGGCGCAAUGGGCAAACCGAGGUGCGCCGUUCCCGGCGGUUGGUGAUUUCCAGCGUCGCGACCGUGGGCAACUACGAGUACGGGUUCUUCUGGUAUUUCUACCAGGACGGCACGAUACAGAUGGAAAUCAAGCUGACCGGCAUAAUCAACACCGCCGGCAUUGCCGAGGGAGAAACGCCGAAGUACGGCACCCUGGUGGCUCCCCAACUGAACGCGCACGUCCACCAGCAUUUCUUCAACUUCCGGUUGGACAUGAGCGUGGACGGCGAGGAAAACGCGGUAUUCGAGGUCAACACCGUGGCCGAGCCGCCGGGUCCCGACAACCCCCAUGGCAAUGCCUUCUACGCUGAGAAGAUGCCGCUACGGACCGAGCACGAGGCGCAGCGGGUGGUAGAUCCGAUGAAAGGCCGAUACUGGAUGGUGUCCAACACCACGGCCAGGAACGCGCUGGGUCAGCCGGUGAGCUACAAGCUGAUGCCGGGCGAGAACAUCCUUCCCUUCGCGCAUCCGGAUGCCAGCAUCAUGAAGCGCGCGGGAUUCAUGACCAGGCACCUGUGGGUGACGCCCUACGACCGGGACGAGAUCUCGGCCACGGGGCCGUAUCCCAACCAGCACCCGGGCGGGGCGGGAUUGCCCGAGUACACCCGGAACGACCGGAACGUGGAGAACACGGACCUGGUGCUGUGGUACACGCUCGGCUAUCACCACGUGCCGCGGCCCGAGGACUGGCCGAUUUCGCCGGUGGCCUACUGCGGGUUCAGUCUGAAGCCGGUGGGGUUUUUCAACACCAACCCCGUGCUGGACGUACCCCCGAGCGACCAUUGCGAGGAGGGUUGCCACACGUAG
Messenger RNA from Geodia barretti, 1899 nucleotides. The record is from the annotation of a GenBank genome assembly. NCBI's taxonomy places the organism in Eukaryota, Metazoa, Porifera, Demospongiae, Tetractinellida, Geodiidae.